AUGAGAUCAAGACAACAGAAUACAGCUGCUUUACCUCCACAUUUCGUGGAUUCUCUUCAACGACUUUUCACUUUGUUGGAUUCACAAUGUGGUAACAGGGGAAAAGUACCAUUAGAAUUGGUAAGAAUAUUUUUUUUGUAAAAUACGAAUCGGACUUCAUAGUUUUCUUAUAUUUUAGGUUAUUCUUUGGAUAAAAAUUGAGAUGCGCCAUUUUUUUUGCAUCAAAACUAAAAUGCACUACUCUUUUUUGCAUCAAAAUCUAAAUGCGCCAUUCUUUUCGCAUCAAAUUUGCUUUUAGGAUAAAAAAUCCUCUAUAUUUGCCUAAUAUCUUUCAGAUAGCCUCCCAAUGGCAGAACCUACAACACCAGUUUCCAGCCGGCUUCCUGGAAUGCCUGGGUCGUGUAGCUCCUCCAGAUGGCCUUCUGAACUUCGAACGAUUCCUUGCCGGCUUUCGACUGGUCAUCGCGAGCAGACAGAAGAAUGUUCGACUGAAAAGAGUGCGAAGCGAAGGGAAACUCGACGAGAUUGGACCGUAUGUUUAAAUUAUUUUAUUUGUAAUACUCGGUAAAUACGCGAUCCGACGUGUCUGACCCGGAAAUUUGUUAGAAAAAGUGGGGGAACGGUCCUGAAAUGGGUUUUGUAUAUUGUUCAGUGUAAUAUGAGUAAAGGGAGAUUAGUUAUGCUGGUUUUGAAGCGGUUUUUCAGCAGAAAUAGUGUAUUUUAGUGAAAUUUAGUUUAUUUUAAACUAUUGUAAAGAGAUAAUAUGAGUUUGUUAUUUUUAUAAUCUUCAGUAAUAACUUUAUCAUUUUAGUACCGCUCGCCACCCAGCUAUGGGUAUAAAUGGCCUCUUGGUAGAACAAAAUCGGCCAUAUUCAGCAUCAAGCAACGCUCGUGCUCUGAAAGCUCAGUACGGCUCCCAACCAUCUCUGAACACUAAGUAUAUUCAACCUCCAGCGCCAAUCCUACGACUGCCAGAGUCUCGCGACUACAGUUCAUCGAAUUACGAUUAUGUCAAGAGUGAACCAUUCAGAAGGCCGGCUUCAGCUGGAGCUGGUGUAUUAGUGCGGGCGGGAACGGAGACUAACACUACAACUUCUGACUCGUCGCCUUCUGAAAGCAACAAUUACAGCGUCGUGAUGCGGAGCCGCAGCAAGGUAGGGUUAUUAUGAACUACGGUAAUUUUGAGCUUUAAUUUAAAGUAUAUGUUGAGUUAGGGAUAUACGCUGUUAUAGGCCUUCUUCAAAUGCCAAAGUCGACAAUUGAAAGGAAUAUGUUGUUUUUAGGUUGUUUUAAUUUUAAAAAAUGAUUCUGGGCCUUCUUUCAAAGCUUAUUUUUGGGGCUAAGGGACGCAGUAUUAUUUGAACAACCAAAUAUAAAAAAAUCAAGAUUAAAAAUACAAAUUUUAUUUUUAGGGACCUCCAGUAGCCUCUACAAAGCAGAUGCGUGCUCCAGCACCUCCACAGUCAAAGUCGAUACACAAUUUGCAUCAGAUUUUGAAUGGAAACAGAUAUCGACCGGCUUCUUUGACUUCUUCUGGUAGUGGUUCUUGUAAGUUAAUAGCAUCUUUUGCAAAAUAUGUUCUUGUAUUAUAAUUGUAGAUUUUCUAUCUAAAGUAAAAUUGACCAUAUUCGACGUAUUUUACACAAAAAGUAUUUUGAAUAUGUUUUGAGGCAAAAUUUUUGUUUUUUUUUAUUUUGUUAGCAUUGCUAACUUAGCAACUUUUUAUUUAAAAAAUCAUGCAGGUUUAAGGUAUACAGUAUUUUUUGUAUUAUGUUAGAUAAAAUUCAAUUUACUUUGCUAAAGCGAACACUGUUAUUAACGCAUAAUAUUCUUUGCGACUUUCAAUAGCUGUGAAACGGGAUUCAGAUGCAUUUUAAGUCAAUUAUUUGACAAAAAUUUAAGUUUUCUUAGGAGUUGCAUUGACAAAUUUGAUUUUUAAAGUUUAGGCAUUAAUCGUAUUUUUAUCGAUGGCAAAAUUAUGCGAAAAUGAAAGACUUAAAAGCAAAAUUUUGAUAUUUAUUUUUUUUUAAAAUUUGGUUAAAGUUAUAUUUUUUGUCAACUUUUUUUGCGCUUUUAGUUUUUUUCAAAAAAAAAUUUAUUUAUUAAUUUUAUUUGGGAAUAUGUUUUUAGGCUCUGGAUCAAGUGGAAUGGCUGAGGUUAGGUGGAAUAACUCACGACAAUCAUCUUCUAACUCACCACCAGAUUCCAUACGUCAAUAUUCUGAAGAUCAUCUACCUCAAGUUGUAAGUUUACCUUUUAUUCUCAGAUUUUUUUACAGUCGUACUUGGUACUUUAACAGUUAUAUUGAGCAUAGCAAAGUAGGAAAUUCUCUGGCUAAGCGACUUUUAAGAAAAAAGUUGACAGGUUUAUGUCUAUAGUAUUGA
Bursaphelenchus okinawaensis is the source of this 2384-nucleotide messenger RNA. NCBI's taxonomy places the organism in Eukaryota, Metazoa, Nematoda, Chromadorea, Rhabditida, Aphelenchoididae. The record is from the annotation of a GenBank genome assembly.